AUGCUGAGCGACGACAUGCCCUCCACUUCAGCCGCGUCUGGCAUUCUGCGCUCCUACGAAGACGAGUGCAAGUACAUUGAGCGCGUGUCGCCCACCCAGUUCCGCAUCAAGAAGGGCUUUGUUCACAACAUGAAGGUCGAUGGCUGCUUUUACGUCAACCAGCAUCUGCAGGAGCUCAUGUUCGACGAGCUCCAGCAGUUCUCAGACAGCCGCGGCGUCGGUGGCUUCCUCCCUGCAGUCAAGCAGAUUGCCAACGUCGCUGCACUGCCAGGCAUUGUUGGGCGUUCCAUUGGCCUGCCAGACAUCCACUCGGGCUACGGGUUUGCGAUCGGCAAUAUGGCUGCUUUCGACAUGAACGACCCGGAGGCUAUCGUCUCGCCAGGUGGCGUCGGAUUUGACAUCAACUGCGGCGUUCGGCUCAUUCGAACAAACCUGACCGAGAAGGAGGUCGGGCCUGUCAAGGAAGAGCUGGCGCAGGCGCUGUUUGAUCACAUUCCAGUCGGCGUUGGUUCAAAGGGUGUGAUUCCGAUGACCAUGCACAACCUGGAGGAGGCUCUUGAAAUGGGCAUGGAUUGGUCGCUUCGAGAGGGCUACGCAUGGGCUGAAGACAAGGAGCAUUGCGAAGAGUACGGUCGCAUGCUGCAGGCCAACCCGGCCAUGGUCAGUCAACGCGCCAAGAAGCGUGGCUUGCCGCAGCUGGGAACGCUCGGUGCUGGCAACCACUACUGCGAAAUCCAGGUUGUGGACGAGAUUUACGAUGCGCACGCCGCCCGCAAGAUGGGUAUCGACCAGAAGGGUCAAGUGUGCAUCAUGGUGCAUUCCGGCUCGCGAGGCCUUGGCCACCAGGUGGCCACCGAUUCGCUCGUUUCGAUGGAGAAGGCUAUGCGCCGUGAUGGCAUCGAGGUCAACGACCGUCAGCUUGCGUGCGCCCGAAUCCAGUCCAAGGAAGGGCAGCACUAUCUCCAGGGCAUGGCCGCAGCCGCCAACUACGCUUGGGUCAACCGCAGCAGCAUGACCUUCCUGACUCGCCAGGCCUUUGCCAAGAUUUUCAACUCGACUCCCGACGAUCUGGACAUGCAUGUCAUUUACGAUGUCUCGCACAACAUUGCCAAGGUCGAAGAGCACAUGGUCGACGUUACUCUACUUGUGCACCGCAAGGGCUCAACCCGCGCGUUCCCUCCCCAUCAUCCGCUCAUUCCGGUUGACUAUCAGCUCAUUGGCCAGCCCGUUUUGAUUGGUGGAACCAUGGGUACUUGCUCGUUCGUCCUGACGGGCACCGAGAAGGGCAUGCUUGAAACGUUUGGUUCGACCUGCCAUGGCGCUGGCCGCGCUCAGUCACGCAACAAGUCUCGACGCACCCUCGACUAUCAAGACGUACUGGAUAGCCUUGCUCAGAAGGGCAUUUCCAUUCGCGUGGCAUCACCCAAGCUCGUGACCGAAGAGGCUCCCGAGUCUUACAAGGAUGUGAUUGACGUCGUGGAGACCUGCCACCAAGCAGGCAUCAGCAAGAAGGCCAUCAAGCUUCGUCCGAUUGCCGUGAUCAAGGGAUGA
This is a messenger RNA of Capsaspora owczarzaki ATCC 30864, 1551 nucleotides long. RefSeq lists its product as hypothetical. The record is from RefSeq and is a predicted model, not a curated record. Gene Ontology annotation, molecular function: RNA ligase (ATP) activity. The coding region runs from base 1 to 1551 and encodes 516 amino acids. Gene Ontology annotation, biological process: tRNA splicing, via endonucleolytic cleavage and ligation. NCBI's taxonomy places the organism in Eukaryota, Filasterea, Ministeriida, Capsasporidae. Gene Ontology annotation, cellular component: tRNA-splicing ligase complex; nucleus. The transcript is spliced from 10 exons.